Messenger RNA from Rotaria sp. Silwood2, 837 nucleotides. The record is from the annotation of a GenBank genome assembly. Lineage: Eukaryota; Metazoa; Rotifera; Eurotatoria; Philodinida; Philodinidae.
AUGGCUGAUACACCAGUUGAUACAUCGGCUGAUCAAUUAGAUUCCAAGAGUGCGACUAUACCAACACCAACGCCGAAACCCGAGAAAUUUGAUGUUGAGGACUCUAUUGAAGUAACAGUAAAGAGUGGCAAAAAACUAAGUCCUCUGGUUAAAACUCUUCUUGUUCUACUUGUGAUCGCGGUUGUGGCGACCGUCGUCACUGUUCCAAGCGUUCUCUUAACUCGAUCGACAUCAAAACCUUCAACUGUUCCCGAGGAGACUACUUCGUCUGAUAUAUCGUCAACGAUAGUUGUCACUUCGACAGUCGUAGAAGCAACAUCUGGCACCGCUUCAACAGCCGCAGAAGCAACGUCUGGCGCUGCUUCGACAGCCAUAGAAACAACACUGAACGCCGCUACUACAAUCACUACUACUGUAAUAGAACCGGUCGGAUGGCUUAACACUGGUAACAUGAAUACUGCACGAUUUCAUCAUACAGCAUCCGUAUUAACAAAUAGAAAAGUGUUAGUUACUGGUGGAGAGAACAUUAGUUUUGUUUUUAGUAGUACUGAAUUGUAUGAUCCAUCAAUUGGAACUUGGACAAUCGCUAGUACUAUGAAUAAUGCACGUCGAGACCACACAGCAUCCGUUUUACUAAAUGGAAGAGUAUUAGUUACUGGUGGAUAUAAUGGUACUUUUGAUCUAGAUAGUGCUGAGUUGUAUGAUCCAACAACAGGAGCUUGGACAAUAACUGGUAGUAUGAGUAAUGCACGAUAUUGGCAUACGGCAUCCGUAUUAAAAAAUGGACAANUCAUUUUUUUUCUUACUUUUUCAGUUUCUAUUGAUCAUUCUUGCUGA